AUGGUGACAAAACCAAAAAAAGUACCACGCAAAAAUUCAAAACGUUCGAACAAUCGUUCAAAAAGUUUGGUACUGCCAAAGAAAAAUCGUAACUUUGAUGAGCAAAAGCGAAGCGCACCGUUGCGAGACAAGACUAAUGACAACGUGCUUAGGCAUUCUGCUAGCGUGGAUGAGGUAAAGAUACAGUCUUUGUAGCUUUGUCGUAUAGUUAUCGAUACAAUGUCUAACCAUUGUAUUGUAGUUCUUAAAGGCUAAUUAAGAAACGAAAGUCGAAAGUUCUUUUAGUUGUAUCCAAUAUACCCAAGAAGACAAAAGACUCAACACGGUUUUGAGUACGAGCGUUUAAAGUGUAUUAGAGAACGACGCUUGUAUGAGGACCCGGAAUUCUCACCUGAAGUUGCUAUCAAUCAUCAUCCUAAAACCGAAUGGUGGAGGCCUUUUGUACGUUAGCUGUAAAUAUGUGGUCUAAUAGUAAAAUACGCCUUUUUGCCAUAACACAGUUUAAAAAAUUUUAUUUUUUAUUAUAGACAAUAGUAAAGAAUCCUCGCUUCUUUACUCCAAAUGUGUCUCGGCAUGACAUUCAGCAAAUGGGGCUGGGAGAUUGUUUCUUUUUGGCACCGUUAAGUUUGAUUGCUGAUAGAACUGAACUAAUCAGACGUGUAGUACCAGCUGGGCAAAGUUUUGCCAAAAAUUUUUAUGCUGGUAAGAUCCUACAGGAAUAUUCGCAGAUAUACUUUUAUAAAAUACGUUGGGCGUUGUCGUAGAAGGCUUAAAAAGAGUUACACCUUUUGCUAGUGUAGGGUAAGGUAAAGUAGUGUCAAGCAGGGUAGUUUUAAUUAGGAUUUUGAAAGUUUUAAAAAUAUUUUAGGUAUUUUUCAUUUUUGUUUGUGGAAGUACGGAGACUGGAUCGAUAUUGUCAUUGAUGAUCGCUUACCGGUCAAUGUGAAAACAGGACAAUUACGGUUCACUCGCGCCCGAUCGUACAACGUAUUUUGGGUUUCGCUGUUGGAAAAAGCGUUUGCCAAGUAAGAAUUUUAACGGCCGGUUUUUUAUCCUACACUCUUUUUUUCACGUAUUUUACAAAAUUUGGACACCAAAAUGGUUUAAUGACCUUUUUGCUUACAGAUUGUAUGGAUCGUACACCAACAUUCAAGGCGGACAUGCCGCCUUUGCAAUGCAAAACCUGACCGGUGGUAUAAGUGUAUUCAACUUGUGGCAGAAUCAGUCGAAAAAGCACUUGGACAAAGUUUGGCAGAAACUAGUAAUGGAAUUUAAAUUAGGGGUGCUGUUUUGUCCUAAAAGUCCAUCUUUAAGAUAUUGGCUGCUCAAUGACAUUUCGAAAUUGAUGCCUGAAGACAUGGGGAUACAGUCAGGUAUUCUUGCGCUAACUUUAUUUCUUACCUUAGUCCUAGCCCAGAGCCCUAGUUCAGAGCCUUAGCCUAGAGCCCUAGCCCAGAAGCCUUACUCAGAGCCCUAGCUCAGAGUCCUAGCUCAGAGCCCUAGUCCAAAGCCCUAGCCUUAAUUUUAGCCUUAACCCUAGCCAUAUCCUCAUGUUCAGCCCCAGUCUUAACUCUGCUACUAGCUAAUGUCCAUGAUCAAGCCCAUGCUCAUGCUGGUGCCCUUGCCCUUGUCUUACCCCUACCUCUAUCUCUACCCUUACCCCUAUCUUUACUCGCCUACCCGCUUUACCGUAUUCCCAUUCUUUUCUUGCUUUACCAUAUCUAACAAUCCUUACCGUAAAAUCCUACAGUCUACCUUUAUUUUCAGGCCAUGCCUACGCAUUGACAGGCCUAAAAGAAGUCCAAACGACAAAUGGUCUAGUCCGAUUAGUCCGAGUAAGAAAUCCUUGGGGUAGGCUAGAAUGGAAUGGCAAUUGGUCUAGGCAUUCCCGGCUUUGGCAGACCGUACUGGAUUCAGAAGAGCGUAGGGAAAUGGUCGAUUUGAGAAUCAACGGCGAAUUCUGGAUUGGCUUCGAGGACUUUACAAAGUAUGGUUUUACUACAUUUUGGGCGUAUUUUAAGCUAGGGUUACAUUGAAAAUGGCAUUUAAAGUAAAAAAAAUAUUUUUUAAAUUUUGAUGUGGGCGCAGCUUGCGAAAAAUGCUUUAAAAUCAAAUAAUUUUGAAAAAUAAAUUUUGGUAACAAAAAUUUUUAAAUAAUAAUUUUUCGUAUUUUAGAUAUUUCAAAAACGUGGAUCGAUGCUAUUUAGGCCCGGAAGUCAUAGCCAAAUCAAACGAAAUGGGUGGUAAAAUAAGUUCUUGCCAUUUUGAUUAUGCAUCAGCCCAUGGUGAAUGGAGUACGAAUAAGAAUACGAAUGGAGGUGGAUUUCCAAAAGCUAUUCGUCGCGGGACAUUCUUCAUCAACCCUCAAUACAUUGUGACAUUGAAGGUUAGACCUGACUCUGUUAAGGUAUGUAGGUUUGGUAGGGAGGGGUAGGGUAAUGUAUUUGGAUGGGGAUAUCAGAAUGGUAAGGUACGGUAAAUUAAAUUAAGGCAAGGUAAAGGUAGGGUAGGGUAGGGCCAGAUAAGGUAGGAUACGGCAAAGUACGGUAGGGUAAUUUAAAUUUUAAGCCUUAUUCUUCAAAAUGAAUUACUUAAAAUUGGCGGGAAAACAAAAAUUCAAAAUUUUCAAAAAAUUGUUUUAGGACCAAAAAGGCCGCGUCCUAGUAAUAUGGCAAAUUGUACAAAAAUUUGCUCGAGAACACAAUUUGAAACAACUUUUCAGUAGUUGUGUUGUCUACAAGCUAACAAAUAGAAUGGCAGCGCCCCAAAAACGGUUUGGCAACAAGUUUUUUGAGCAAAACGCACCUAUGAACAACGUCGAAUACAGUAUUUUGGUAGGAAUAUUAUAGAUUUUUUCAUUUUCUAAUGACUUUUACUACUAAAAGGUAGAAGACCAGUGAUUUCUAUCAACUUUCAGACCAGCCAACGCAAAAAAUAUGCGUUUGGAACGUAUCUUUUUGUUCCAUUUUGCCAUAAAUUCUCGUACGAUGGUUAUUUCCUACUGCGAAUUUAUGCCAAUGCUGACAUUACUAUCCGGUGAGUUAUGUCUAUAUUAAUUUUAGUUAGAAAAAUUCGAAUUUCGGCUAAAAAAUGGCUAUAUUUCUCCGAAUUUCAUAUCAAAUUUUCAACUUCAUCGAUUUUGAUGGCUACUAUAAUAUCUUUUUUUCAUAACUCGAAAUUUUUAGGAAACUGGAGGUGAAUACUAAUUAA
This is a messenger RNA of Bursaphelenchus okinawaensis, 3210 nucleotides long. The record is from the annotation of a GenBank genome assembly. NCBI's taxonomy places the organism in Eukaryota, Metazoa, Nematoda, Chromadorea, Rhabditida, Aphelenchoididae.